Messenger RNA from Zea mays, 1034 nucleotides. RefSeq lists its product as uncharacterized. Bases 380 to 787 code for a protein of 135 amino acids. Gene Ontology annotation, cellular component: nucleolus. Lineage: Eukaryota; Viridiplantae; Streptophyta; Magnoliopsida; Poales; Poaceae. The transcript has 3 exons. The record is from RefSeq and is a predicted model, not a curated record.
CGAUUUGUUGGAGAAUACUGCAUCCCUAUCUAUCUAUCUAGGCCUAGCACAGCUAUAUCCUGGGUUACGUUCCUCGCACGGCGGAGGCAAACAAACCCUAGCCGCCAGGCGCAGGCGGUCAGGGAGCGAGUACCGAGCGCCCCAGUUCACACGGUUUAUAUCCUAAUCUACGCAGUCAAUCCUCCUUAGCGGUUUCGUUAAUUUGUUUGUUUCCAGCGGCCGUUGCUUCGGUGAUUUUGCUUAGCUACGCUUUGGACCGGCGUUCCUUCGCUGCUAGCUAGUACCUUUUGGAAGUCAAGGAGUGCUGUCUUUCGCCUGAUCUACCUAGACGCCUUUUCUUGAAUCAGCGACUUCUAUUUUGGUUAAUUAGCACCGUGAGAUGUCAGAAUACAAGAACGUCGUUGGGGGGAGGCUAAAGCUGAAGGGUAAGGCACUGGAUGUGAAGGAAGGUGGAGUCAAGAAGAAAAAAAAGAAGCAUCAGCUUGAAGAGUCGUCUCAGAUUGAGCACGAUGAGCUCCACAAAGGGGGAAACUCUGGCUUACCAGCUGAUCACAACAAUGAGCUUAUUGAAGCUGGCAAGGUGGGAGAUGAAGAAAGGAAUCUACAUCCAGACUACGACCACCUCACACCGGCGGAGCGACGCUAUAUAGAUCAGAAGCAGAAGAUCGACAUGCAAAAGCUGGCCAAAGUUGCUAACAAGUCACACAGGGACCGUAUCCAGGACUUCAACCAGUAUCUGGCGAACCUCAGCGAGCACUAUGACAUCCCUAAAGUUGGCCCUGGCUAACAAACAUAGCCAAACUGCUGUGUACGCACAAACAAUUGUAUGCUCGGUGGGCUUCAAGAACAUUAAAAAUAUAUAAAUGUAUGUUGGGUGAUUGGGUCUAUCCAGCUUUUUGUUAGCAUGUUAUAUAUAUCCUAGUAUUUUCCACUUUUCUUUUAAAAAACAUAAUUGAUACUCUUAUGUGUAUUGAUUUGAAUUGAAUUACGUCUGCAUAUGUUCAAUUUGAAAGUAGCAAGACUCAAUUUGCCUU